AUGUUCUGGAAGGUGGUCGUGACCACGGCGGCGCUGGCCUCGCGCGCCUGCGCCGAGAUCCGCCCGCUGUCCAUGGACCAAUCCAUCGAGGUUAGGGCGGUGGAUGUUUUAGAGCGAAACUACGAGGACGUUGCGAACCGAUACAUCGAGAAGCGCCAGAAUAGCGCGGUGGACGGCCAAUGGCUUGCAAAGUCCGAAGUCGCACUCAAUGCCGACGGUUCAAUCAACAUGACAGCUUGGGAGACGGAGACAUCGCAGAAAUGUACCGACGCGCUUUCCCAUCUUGACCAGGCCUCAAACCCCUCGGGAACUUGCAUCUGCUACAACUUGCCGAGUCUGGACGCUCAAACCGGUGUUUUUGAGGCCGACUUGCGUCUCUUCAAAGUCUCGGAACCCAACGGCGUCUUCUCGGGGAUCCCGCCCCAGAACAUCCAGGUUGGCCUUUCGUUCAAUGGCGCUUCUGUAUCCCCGGUCAGCGCGGAUAAGAUCGGCGGCACCACUGCUCGUCGGGACUUGCGUUUCGAGGUUUCCUGGAACUCUCUGCAAAAGCGUUCAGUUGCACCCCAAGCCUUGCAGACGUACCUCUUUGUCGGACAGAUUGACCAAACCAGGAUGGUCCAGCCCAUGUCUAUGUCACAACUGGAAGCCCUCGUUAUGCCGACUCUGACACUAACUGGUGUAAACGCUGUCGGCCAGACCGUCAGCACAAAUGUCUCAUCUAACGAAGCCGCUUUCAUUACCGGCGUCUUCUCUAAGGAAGUCAUCAAGUCCGACCUUGCCGUUGCUCAGGCCGCUGUCGAUGAGGUUGUCGCCCAGCUCAAGAACGGCACCGUCGCCUUUGUUCUUCCAGGCGUGCAGAUUAUGAUCUUCCCUGUCGGUCUGGUCAUCACCAGCACUUGGCUUCUUAUCGGACUGUCCUUCUACGGUUUCGGCACGUACGAACGCAUUGGCUACGCAGAGAGCUACAGGAGGAGGCGGGCUAUCGCGGGCGACACAGCCAAGCGUAUAUAA
Messenger RNA from Colletotrichum spaethianum, 1011 nucleotides. RefSeq lists its product as uncharacterized. Bases 1 to 1011 code for a protein of 336 amino acids. The record is from RefSeq and is a predicted model, not a curated record. NCBI's taxonomy places the organism in Eukaryota, Fungi, Ascomycota, Sordariomycetes, Glomerellales, Glomerellaceae. The transcript is spliced from 2 exons.